Molecule: messenger RNA, 756 nt
Organism: Neogale vison (American mink)
Lineage: Eukaryota; Metazoa; Chordata; Mammalia; Carnivora; Mustelidae
Product: mitochondrial inner membrane protease subunit 1-like
Cellular component (GO): membrane; mitochondrial inner membrane peptidase complex
Molecular function (GO): serine-type endopeptidase activity
Source: RefSeq, a predicted model, not a curated record
CUCGGCCCAGGUGAGAAAGGCCCACCUGAGUCCUGGGUGAGAGUGUUCCUUGGUUCUUUGGGGCUAGAGGAAUCCUGAAAUUGUGGAUUACCCAUAUAUACUUUGAGACAUGCUUUAGAUGUUUUUUCUGGAAGCCUUGCAGCUGCCCUAAAAAUUGAAUGUAUUGUAGAACAGACCUAUGGCCAGUGGUGGCAGAGUCUGCAUAGAACUAUGCUUCGUGGUGUUCUGGGAAAAACCUUUCGACUUAUUGGCUAUACUAUUCAAUAUGGCUGUAUAGCUCAUUGUGCUUUUGAAUACGUUGGUGGUGUUCUCAUGUGUUCUGGACCAUCAAUGGAACCUACAAUUCAAAAUUCAGAUAUUGUCUUUGCAGAAAAUCUUAGUCGACAUUUUUAUGAUAUCCAAAGAGGUGACAUUGUCAUUGCAAAAAGCCCGAGUGAUCCAAAAUCAAACAUUUGUAAGAGAGUAAUUGGCUUGGAAGGAGAUAAAAUCCUCACCAAUAGUCCAUCAGAUUUCUUUAAAAGUCAUAGUUAUGUGCCAACAGGUCAUGUUUGGUUAGAAGGUGAUAAUCUACAGAAUUCUACAGAUUCCAGAUAUUAUGGACCUAUUCCAUAUGGACUAAUAAGAGGACGUAUCUUUUUCAAGAUUUGGCCUCUGAGUGAUUUUGGAUUUCUCCGUGACAGCCCUAAUGGCCACAGAUUUUCUGACGAUUAGCAAGCAUUUAUUCUUUUGAUUAUUCUCUCCAAGUGAAUUUAUUAU